AUGUACAAGAUUUUCGUGAUCGUCGCUACCAUCGCCUUCGCCAGCGCUCGCCCCCAACACCAUGAGCACGGCCAUGCCCUCUCAUCGCAGAGCAUCGUGCUACACACGUCGCAUGAUCAGCAUCACGCGCCCGCGCAUUACGAGCACAAUCACCACAAGGACCAACACCAACAUAAUCACGUUGACUACUAUGCUCAUCCCAAAUACGCGUAUGAAUACAAAGUUGAGGACCCUCACACUGGCGACAAGAAGUAUCAGCACGAGACUCGCGACGGCGAUGUGGUGAAGGGCGUGUACAGCCUGCACGAGGCCGACGGCACCAUCAGAACUGUUCAUUACUCAGCUGACAAACACAGCGGGUUCAACGCGGUGGUGAAGCGCCAGGGUCACGCGCAGCACAUCCAGCCGGCACACCACCAGCACCAUCACUAG
Molecule: messenger RNA, 432 nt
Organism: Manduca sexta (tobacco hornworm)
Lineage: Eukaryota; Metazoa; Arthropoda; Insecta; Lepidoptera; Sphingidae
Product: cuticle protein 7-like
Exons: 4
Coding region: 1-432 (143 amino acids)
Cellular component (GO): extracellular matrix
Source: RefSeq, a predicted model, not a curated record